This is a messenger RNA of Medioppia subpectinata, 342 nucleotides long. Lineage: Eukaryota; Metazoa; Arthropoda; Arachnida; Sarcoptiformes; Oppiidae. The record is from the annotation of a GenBank genome assembly.
AUGGAUUUUCUAUACGAUUACCUAAAACGCAAACAUCAAACCCGUGUUCACAAUCGGAAGCCUCCGGUCCAUAAAAAAUACGAAUACGUGUGCGAUUGGCCGGGAUGUGAGUGGACGGGCGGCCAACUGAACCGACACAAGCGCUUGCAUACGGGCGAUAAGCCGUACCAAUGUUUAUGGCCAGAGUGUGGCAAACGGUUCCGAAUGAAUAUGCCGUUCAAAGAACACAUGAAUAGACAUAACAACUUUAAGCCGUAUGCCUGUCAUUGGCCCGGAUGUCAGUAUAUGUCCGCCAGUAAUAGUAAUCGUAACCGACACGUGAGAAAUAUCCACAAAAUGUGA